CUCCGCGACGUCAUAGGGACCGUCUGGUCUUUUGCGGAGCGACGCAGAAAAAAAAUCUGAUCCAACGUCGCCCAGCUCGGGACGUGUCCCUCGUCUCGUGCCGCAAAGCUGGAUCUAACAAAAUGUCCAAACCGUCGCUCGCCGUGUCGCGCGGGGCACCCGAGGAGCGCAGGCUGGUGCACAAGAUUGACUUCUUCAUCCUUACCUUCUGCUGUCUGAGCUACUUUCUCAAUUAUCUCGACCGGUCCAACCUGUCCAAUGCCUAUGUGUCGGGGAUGAAGGAGGACCUCGGUUUUGAGGGCGACCAGCUGAACCAGAUCACCACGUGUUUUACCGUGGGCUAUGUCAUCGGGCAGAUCCCGUCCAACCUCAGCCUCAACUAUGUCAAGCCGCGCUACUUCUUCCCGGCCAUGAUGGUCGUGUGGGCGUGCCUGACCAUGCUCACGGCGUCGGCACACUCGCCCCAAGCCAUCAUGGCCAUCCGCUUCUUCCAGGGCAUCGCCGAGUCGAGCACCUUCGUCGGCACGCACUACAUCCUGGGGUCAUGGUACACGGAGCGCGAGCUGGGCAAGCGCAGCGGCAUCUUCACGGCCUCGGGGCUUGCCGGCACCAUGAUCGGCGGCUUCAUCCAGAGCGGCAUCUACUCGAGCCUCAACAGCCGCCACGGCCUCGCCGGCUGGCGCUGGCUGUUCCUCGUCGACGGCCUCAUCACCCUGCCCGUCGCCCUCUACGGCUUCCUGCUUUUCCCCGACACCCCCGCCACCACCGCCGCCUGCUACCUGACCCCGGCCGAGCGCGCCCUCGCCGUCUCGCGCCUGCCGCCCGCCGACCCAGCCCACGCCAACACCGCCGUCUUCUCGUGGGCCUUUGCCCGCUCCGUCCUCGCGUCUUGGGAGUGGUGGGGCUUCGUCGUGCUGUGGAUCAUCGCCGGCGAGACCGAGUCCUUCUCCUCCAACUCACUGUUAGCGCUCUACAUGAAAAGCUCACCCACCACCAAAUACUCCAUCACACAGCUCAACAACUACCCGACGGGCGUCCCGGCCGUCGGCAUCGUCUCGACCCUCUUCUGGGCCACUCUGACCGACGCCGCCCGCGGCAAGCGCUACCUGGUCGGCUACUUCAUCGCGGCCACGGGCGUCGCCACCAGCGCCAUGGUCCUCGCCGCGUCGCACUACCCCGGCACCGCCCGGUCAGAGACCACGGUCUUCGCCGCCUACUACUGGGCUGGAGUCGUCUACGCGUGCCAGGCCACCUUCUUCGCCUGGGCCAACGACACCAUGCGCGCGCGCGAGCCCGCGUUCCGCGCCGUCGUGCUUGCUGGCAUGAACCUUGGCAGCAACGCCGUCAACGCUUGGUGGAGCAUCCUCUUCUACGGCGCGGCCAUGGCGCCGUGGUUCACGCGCGGCAUGUACGCCAUGAUCGCCGUGUCGGUGGCGCUCGGGGCGUGGACGGCCGGGCUGGUGUGGGUGUCGAGCAGGGCCGAGGCGAAGUCCGCUACUGCUAGCGGCGGCGAUAGGCCGCUAGAGGAGAGGGAGAGCGAUGCCGACGUCUCGUUCCGCGAAGCGCGCGGCCACAAGCGAGAGCAGUCGUCUGUUUGAUUGGUGUUAUUGGGCAUUUGCAGGGAAUAGAAUAACUAAGGUAGGUAGAUAUAGACUUGGAUUAUUAUAUAAAAGCCGUGCGCCGUCAUCGCGUCACUGCCAAUCCCC
Lasiosphaeria miniovina is the source of this 1706-nucleotide messenger RNA. Its product is annotated as major facilitator superfamily domain-containing protein. Gene Ontology annotation, cellular component: plasma membrane. The record is from RefSeq and is a predicted model, not a curated record. NCBI's taxonomy places the organism in Eukaryota, Fungi, Ascomycota, Sordariomycetes, Sordariales, Lasiosphaeriaceae. Gene Ontology annotation, biological process: pantothenate import across plasma membrane. The transcript is spliced from 5 exons. Gene Ontology annotation, molecular function: pantothenate transmembrane transporter activity. Bases 123 to 1598 code for a protein of 491 amino acids.